This is a messenger RNA of Emiliania huxleyi CCMP1516, 1204 nucleotides long. RefSeq names its product threonine-tRNA ligase. The transcript is spliced from 5 exons. Gene Ontology annotation, cellular component: cytoplasm; mitochondrion. The record is from RefSeq and is a predicted model, not a curated record. Lineage: Eukaryota; Haptophyta; Isochrysidales; Noelaerhabdaceae. The annotation marks the transcript as partial. Gene Ontology annotation, biological process: threonyl-tRNA aminoacylation. Gene Ontology annotation, molecular function: threonine-tRNA ligase activity; ATP binding.
CUGCAUGCGGUUGCUGCCUGGCCUCAGUUUAGGCGGUUUUCUGAUGUCGGCGCUGCUGGCCCGCUCGGCCGCCCUCAACGCUGCCGCAGCAGCUCGCCGCCUCCCGGCUAGCACGUGCGGGCGUGCGGCAGCGGCUCUGCCGCGCCUGCUCGCAGCACCGGCCAUGGGCAGCCGUCGCUGCAGCGGCCUGCGAAUGGCAGACCAGAGCGCGGUAGCAGAGGCUCCGGCGCCGCCCGCGCCGGUGACGCUGCCGACCAACGCUAACGAGCAGCUGCUCCGCAUCCGGCACUCGACGGCGCACGUCAUGGCGAUGGCGGUGCAGCGGCUGUACAAGGACGCGCGCGUGACGAUCGGGCCGUGGAUCGAGAAGGGCUUCUACUACGACUUCGACCGGCCCGAGCCCUUUGCGGAGAAGGACCUGCGCCGCAUCAAGAAGGAGAUGGACAAGCUCAUCGGCCUCAAGCUGCCGUUCCGGCGCGAGGAGCUGAGCUUCGACGAGGCAAAGGCGCGGAUCGAGGCGGCGGACGAGCCGUACAAGCUGGAGAUCCUCGACUCGAUCGUCGCAAAGGACCCCGACGCGCCCAUCACCAUCUUCCACAUCGGGGAGCCCGGCAAGGCGAACUGGUGGGACCUCUGCGCCGGCCCGCACGUCGAGCACACCGGCCAGCUGCCCAAGGACGCCAUCGACCUCGAGUCGAUCGCGGGCGCGUACUGGCGGGGCGACGAGGCGAGGCCGAUGCUGCAGCGCAUCUACGGCACCGCGUGGGAGAGCGCGGAGCAGCUGGCGGAGCACAGGCGGAUCCAGGAGGAGGCGAAGCGGCGGGACCACCGCGCCCUCGGCAAGCAGCUCCGCCUCUUCUCCAUCCAGCAGGAGGCUGGCGGCGGCCUCGUCUUUUGGCACCCGCGCGGCGCGAGGGUGCGGCGGCUGAUGGAGGACUUUUGGCGCGAGGCUCACACGGCGGGCGGGUACGAGCUGCUCUACACGCCGCACAUGGCGUCGCUCGACCUGUGGAAGACGUCCGGCCACUUCGACUUUUACGCCGACGGCAUGUUUGACCAGAUGGAGGUGGAGGGGGCGCAGUACCAGAUCAAGCCGAUGAACUGCCCCUUCCACGUGCUCACCUACAAGGACGAGAAGCGCUCGUACCGCGACCUGCCGCUCCGCUGGGCGGAGCUUGGCACCGUCUACCGCUACGAGCGGUCG